CCGCCGUCACUCAGCCGCACGGGCCAAUGGGAGAGGGGCUAGCCCCACCUCCUAACCUGGGCUGAGCUAGGGGCAUGCGCACUGGGCGUCCCAGCGCCGCCGCCCAUCAGCUGAGAAUUGGCCCUGGGGGCUCUGGGGCCGGAGGGUGACCCCGGCUGGAGGAGGAGGAGGAGGAGGAAGCCCUGGAGGUCGGGGUGACUGCUUAAGAAAACUGCUCAGCCCGCCAACAUCUGAUGAAAUUAGCGAAUAAGCAAAGCAGUCAUGUCUUACAUUCCAGGAAUUGGUGGCGAUCCUGCCCAGCUGGCACAGCGUAUCUCUUCCAACAUCCAGAAGAUCACACAGUGUUCUGUGGAAAUACAAAGAGCUCUGAAUCAGCUUGGAACCCCUCAAGAUUCACCUGAAUUGAGGCAACAGCUGCAACAGAAGCAGCAGUACACUAACCAACUUGCCAAAGAAACAGAUAAGUACAUUAAAGAGUUUGGAUCUCUGCCCACCACCCCCAGUGAACAGCGUCAAAGAAAAAUACAGAAAGAUCGCUUAGUGGCUGAAUUCACAACUUCACUGACAAAUUUCCAAAAGGUCCAGAGGCAAGCUGCUGAGAGAGAGAAAGAGUUUGUUGCUCGAGUAAGAGCCAGUUCCAGAGUAUCUGGUGGUUUUCCUGAGGAAAGCUCAAAAGAAAGGAAUCUUGUAUCCUGGGAAAGUCAAACUCAACCUCAAGUGCAGGUGCAGGAUGAAGAAAUUACAGAGGAUGACCUCCGCCUUAUUCAUGAGAGAGAGUCUUCCAUCAGGCAACUUGAAGCUGAUAUUAUGGAUAUUAAUGAAAUAUUUAAAGAUUUGGGAAUGAUGAUACAUGAACAAGGAGAUGUGAUAGAUAGCAUAGAAGCCAAUGUGGAAAAUGCAGAGGUACACGUUCAACAGGCAAACCAGCAGCUGUCAAGGGCAGCAGAUUAUCAGCGCAAAUCCAGAAAAACCCUGUGCAUCAUCAUUUUUGUCCUUGUCAUUGGAGCUGUGAUUAUUGGUCUCAUCAUAUGGGGAGUGCAUGGCUAAGAUUAUAAAAGAGCACACUAUUGCACUACAUUAUCUAAAUUAUGUAGGAAGAUUCCUGUAAUUAUGGGGGUUUUUUAAUUAUUAUUUUAAAGCUAUUGUGAAAAGGAUGGUUCCCAUACUUUGUUAUUUUUAUUGGGGGAGGGGGUUCCUUUGGAUUAAAUCUGAUAUUUUCUAAUGAAAGUUUUUCUAAAUGUUGCUGAUACAACUUUCAUGCUUUUCGAUUUAGUAAGUGUUAAGUUUUUGCCCAAAAUGUAUAUACUUUUCAUUUAUAAUUUAUUUACCCUGUUUGACGUAGUUUUUGGAAUUAGUAAAUUUAAAGAUGUGUGUGUUCUGUGUGCAUCUCUCUGUCACUAUGUAAUAUCCACCCAGAUAUGUGUUACUUUGAUUAAAAAAAUCUCACAUUUAAUUUUGAUUUGGUUCAGCAGAGGAAAUAUUCUCAAUAACUUAAAAAAAUUAACAUGUCCUUUUGUUUUUUUUUUCCUGGUUUACAACAGCACAAAUUAUUUCACUUUUACUGUUUUCUUUUAAAACCCUUAUUUACUCUGAAUGAAAUGAAUGAAUAACUUCUUAGUGUAUUUCAUACUCGUGAUGUGUAUAUAUUAAGCAUUGCUGUAGAUUGCUUAGUAAAAUUACUAAGGAUAGAUUGUUUUUACAUAUGGUCUAUUUAAGUCUGAUGUUUACUAGGGAAAAUGUAGUUACUAUAACUGUUUAAUGUAAUUUGGAGGAAGAGUAUGAAAAAUCAAUGACUGUUGUGUUUGGAUUCUAAAGAUCCCAACUUAUUAUUCCACUAAACUAUCUUAACAAUACUAUCUGGGUUUGCGAGCCAUUAUUUAUCUUCCCUAUGUCCUAUAGAACAAUGGUUACGUAAGUAUCUUUGGGUCAAAAUUACUUUUGGGAAGUAACUUCCUCACAAUUACUGUUUUUGAGCACCUGACACUUAAAAUUUAGUGUUUACCUUGUAUGCCCUUUUGUAUUAUAUCAUCCUUCGUUAGAAAAGCAAUUGGAUGUUUGCCAGUUGACUCACCUGCCUUUUUAAAUCAAUGUUGUUUUAAUGCACUAAUCUAAAUACUGUAAAGAGCAUUAUCUCAGUUUAUAGUUUGUAUUUUAUAAUGUUCUUAUAUAGCAGUUUGGUAGUGGAGGCAAUGUUUAACAUGGGCAAGCUCUGAGACAUCAAAUGGGAACAAAUAAACAUUAAGAAACUAAGUAAACUGUGUCUUUGCAACCAAAAUAAAGGUAAUUUAAAAGGUC
Microcebus murinus (gray mouse lemur) is the source of this 2295-nucleotide messenger RNA. It is a transcript of the gene STX7, whose product is annotated as syntaxin 7. Gene Ontology annotation, cellular component: SNARE complex; synaptic vesicle; membrane. NCBI's taxonomy places the organism in Eukaryota, Metazoa, Chordata, Mammalia, Primates, Cheirogaleidae. Gene Ontology annotation, biological process: vesicle-mediated transport; vesicle fusion; intracellular protein transport. Gene Ontology annotation, molecular function: SNARE binding; SNAP receptor activity. The record is from RefSeq and is a predicted model, not a curated record.